CUUCUAUUUUGAAGGCAAAACACGAAAACCGGAGGUCUGCCGAAUUUCUAACGUUGCCUGCACGACCCUUAUCUAUUGCAGCCGGUUGUAGUUAUCGAGUUGGGGCAGUUAGCUAGCUUCUUACCUUUGAUUGUCGCUUAGAUGAUGGCUACUUUAAUCAAUGUAUAUCACUCGCUAGCUUGAUUCUCAGAACCACGGGUGCAUGACGUUGUUGCUCGCCCUGAUGCUAGUGCAAUAAUUAACUGCUCGCGAAGGAAAAACUGCACUCAGCCUUGCAUAAAAUAUUAGUGUUUUCUGUGGCGGCGCAUCACAAUUCAGCAGCGUUGCCCAAUAAAAUGGAAACACUGUACUGUAUAGCAUAAGUACGUUCGUAGGGAGCAACGUUAUCUUAACUAUAAGAAACUAUAAUGGCAGGUAGAGACCAGGACGACAAACUCUCAAUUCCUCCCUUAUCGACUACAGCAUACACUACGAAAACUGCAAAGAAGCGAAAGAAGACUUUGGAGAGUCAGGCUGAACAAAAAAAAGACAGAGAUAAAGCACGAAAUAAAACAAGAGUUAACAUCGGUUCAGCAUUCCCGCGGUGGAGACAACUUAAGGAAUUGAAAGGAAUCAAGUUUGACUCACAAUUAGCCCUUAUUCUCCUGGACAGGUUUGCUGCUUCAACUCAACAACCAGCUGGUCCCCCUUCUGAUGAUAUUGUUGUAAACAUUAACUGCCUGCUACAGCUGUUUCAGCGGUGUGAGGAGUGCAGACAAAAGAGUGUGAUCAAGACUGAAGGGGAAAGGACAUGCCUUUCUGUGACCCAACACUGUCAUAGCUGCAACCACCUCAGGACAUGGACAAGUAACUCUUCUGCUGCCCGGACAACAGACAGUGAAUAUGGGGAGAAGCCCCAGAACAGCUGGGUGGCUGAGGUGCAAGUUGCCCUGCCACCCGAUGACCAAGAAGACUCCCUGCCACCCGAUGACCAAGAAGACUCCCUGCCACCCGAUGACCAAGAAGACUCCCUGCCACCCGAUGACCAAGAAGACUCCCUGCCACCCGAUGACCAAGAAGACUCCCUGCCACCCGAUGACCAAGAAGCCUCCCUGCCACCCGAUGACCAAGAAGCCUCCCUGCCUCCUGAGGACCCAGAAGCCUCCCUGCCUCCUGAGGACCCAGAAGCCUCCCUGCCUCCUGAGGACCCAGAAGCCUCCCUGCCUCCUGAGGACCCAGAAGCCUCCCUGCCUCCUGAGGACCCAGAAGCCUCCCUGCCUCCUGAGGACCCAGAAGCCUCCCUGCCUCCUGAGGACCCAGAAGCCUCCCUGCCUCCUGAGGACCCAGAAGCCUCCCUGCCUCCUGAGGACCCAGAAGCCUCCCUGCCUCCUGAGGACCCAGAAGCCUCCCUGCCUCCUGAGGACCCAGAAGCCUCCCUGCCUCCUGAGGACCCAGAAGCCUCCCUGCCUCCUGAGGACCCAGAAGCCACCCUGCCUCCUGAGGACCCAGAAGCCACCCUGCCUCCUGAGGACCCAGAAGCCACCCUGCCACCUGAAGCCCCAGAUGAAGCCAUGCCACCUCAAAACACAGGUAAUGCUCUGGAGUGGACUGGCUCACUGGAGAUGGAAGUGACUGUAGACCAGCCACCAAGACCAGGGGGAAGUGGCCCGUCUUUGGUGAGGAGGAAGGAGGGAAGCAAAGGAGCAGAGACAAGAAUGAAACUGACAAUGGUGGAGUUUGACAGUGAGACAGACAGCACACAAAGCCAAGAGGAGAAUGGCCUGUCCUCAUGGGAGAGGUCACUAAGAGUUGAACUACAGGAGAAUAUGCAUAUGCAGCUGGGGUGUGAAGAGGUGCCAAUAGACUCUGUAGUACCUGAGGACUCUGAAACCAAAACAUCUCAGAUAGACACAGAAAGAGAGAAAAGGCAUGUAGCUGCUGAUUGGUGUGAAAAGGAGGAUGGUGUCUGUGAGACUGACGGUGGUGAAAAAGGGGAGACUGAAGGGGAAGAUGAAGAAAUUGAUUCCGAAUUUGAUCUAGAGGAGUCUGAAGAGGGAUUGACAGAAAGCGACUCUGACUUUGAUCUUGAGGACGAGGCUGAAGGGGGAUUGACAGAAAGCGACUCUGACUUUGAUCUUGAGGACGAGGCUGAAGAGGGAUUGACAGAAAGUGACUCUGACUUCGACCCAGAGGAGGGGAAAUCUAAAAAGGGAAGUGGAACACCAUUGCAGAAGUCUACUGACGGACCAAUGCAAGAUUCUAGACGACAUUUUGUGCUCUGUCCUGAAUGUGGCAUCCUGUACUCCACCAGGCUUCAGUACCGUAAGUGUGAUCACAAGUUUAUGAUCACCUGUCCAGACUGUGGGAAGCACUGUGCAAAUGAGAUUGGCCUCAAGAGUCACCAGAAGAGGCAACAUAGUCACGACAAAAUAUUCCCCUGUAAGUUCUGCCUCCAACCCUUCAGGACACGCCCAGAAAAGUUGACCCAUCAAAAAAGCCACAGAUUCACAGAUUACAGAUGCUACAGCUGCUCAGAUUGCCCACUGAGGUUUGACAAUGUAUUUGUACGGAACCGCCAUGUCAGAGAGCACAGAAAACACAUCUGUCAAAUAUGUGACAAGGAAUUCAAAAAACGUCACUUACUUGAUAGGCACAAUCUUUCCCACAGUGAUGACAAGCCCUUCAAGUGUCAGGUGUGCCAACGUGCCUUUGCCCAAGCCAGCCAGCUGAAGUCCCACCUGCGUGUUCAUACUGGGGAGCGACCCUUCCAAUGCCAGCGCUGUGACAAGAGCUUCAACCACAACGUCAGCCUCAAGAACCACGUCAGACGCUACCACAGCCCAGACUCAGGGCCGGACCCUGAUGGGGGCGCAGGAGGUGGGGGACAGGGGGAGGGAGAGGGUGUGGGAAAGAAGAUGCCUCGGCAGCAGCUGACCUUUUGGACUGAGUGGGAGAUGUGGGCUGGAGGAGAAGGAGCCAAGAGAGUGGAGGCGCAGCCGAGGAAGAGGAAGCACCAGUGCAUUGAUGAUGCCAGUGAUGAAGAAGCAAAGGAGAGGCAACAAAAAAGUGGUUCUGACCAAGAGGAGAAGAUGGAUUUAAGGUCAGGGAGAAGUAAAGGGAGGGGUGGAAGGAGAGUAAGGGGGAGAGGUAAAAGAAUAGGGGUUGGGAGAGGAAGAGGUAAAGGAAGAGGAGGGAGUCAAUAGCAGAGAGCUACAGAAGAAACUAGGGUAGGUAUUGCUAUUUGUGAGCUUGGUGGACUGAAAGAAAAAGGUUGUAUUCAUUAAUACACUCCAUAGCAAGACUAUUUGGUAUAGAAAAUGAGAACAACCAUAUCUGAUAGGUCAGUUUGAGGUAUUUUUCUCUUUUUGGACAUUGGCUCCUGAUUUCUCCCUUUCAGAAAUGACUCAAACCUUAGAACCAGGAAAAGUUACAGAAUUUGAUUUAAACCUAGUGUUGUAAGAAAAUGCUGUUCAAUGGACAUACUUGCAAGACUAGGAAUAAUCUGUAUCUUGGAAACUUGUUCCUGCAGUUUUGUGUAUGCAUUUUCUAUUUUACUAAUAUACAAAGUUAUAUUAUAGCCCAUUGGUCAAUACAUUUGGAAUUGCCUUAAAAUGCAUUGUUUAUCUACUUGCUAUGUUCUUAUUAGCAUCUGUAGGCUUUGACCCAAGUUUAAUAAAGAAAAGCAAUGUUGAUCUAUGAAUUACUUUGAAGAAAGAACACAUUUCAAGUAAAUUGUCUCCUCAAAAACAAAAU
Esox lucius (northern pike) is the source of this 3732-nucleotide messenger RNA. Its product is annotated as zinc finger and SCAN domain-containing protein 10. The record is from RefSeq and is a predicted model, not a curated record. Lineage: Eukaryota; Metazoa; Chordata; Actinopteri; Esociformes; Esocidae. Bases 408 to 3182 code for a protein of 924 amino acids. The transcript is spliced from 4 exons.